Messenger RNA from Photinus pyralis (common eastern firefly), 5184 nucleotides. RefSeq names its product serine/threonine-protein phosphatase 6 regulatory ankyrin repeat subunit A-like. The transcript is spliced from 3 exons. The record is from RefSeq and is a predicted model, not a curated record. Lineage: Eukaryota; Metazoa; Arthropoda; Insecta; Coleoptera; Lampyridae. The coding region runs from base 35 to 5149 and encodes 1704 amino acids. Gene Ontology annotation, molecular function: protein binding.
AUUUUCCGUUAUUCACGAAACAAAUUAGCAAGAUAUGUGGAAAUCCCGUUAUAUCGUAUCAAACUGGUUCAAAAUGAAUUUAUCAAGAGUGUACUUUGUUUUGGUGAUAUUGAUUGUGUCAUUUAACGAUAAUGUCGUUUCUGGUAUCAAUGGUGGUGAUUUAAAUAUCAAUUAUAUCAAUGCUCAGAACGAAAAUGGCUCGACACUCUUGCAUGGCGCUGUCAAUCAGUGCGAUGCAAAUAUGGUACGGUGGUUGAUAGUCAAUGGUGCAAUGGUUAACAUUCAAAAUAGCGCACACGAUCUGCCAUUGCAUAUCGCUGUAAGAAUUGACUGCGUGGAAGCGGUCAAAAUUUUGGUCGAAAAUGACGCAUUACUAAGUGUAGGCGAUGAAAAUAUGAACACGCCAUUACACUUAGCCGUAAUUGGCAAUAACGAGAACGUAGCCCAGGUGUUAGUAGCAAAACGAUCGGGCAUGGAUAUCAAAAACAAGGCGGGAAAUGCCCCAAUCCACACCGCCGUUCUUUUUGGUUUCCUAAACAUCACCGUGCUUCUCAGCGAACAUAACGCCAGUUUAAAUUUACAAAACAAAGAUUUGAAUACCCCCUUGCACUUGGCAGUGAUGAAAAAUGAUUACGAAAUGGUCAAAAUAUUGAUACACAUGGGAGCUCGCCUUAACAUUCGAAACGGGCUCAAUCAGCUUCCCAUAGACAUUGCACUUGAACGUAGUUAUCUAGGAGUAAGUGCAUUGCUCCUCGAUUGUGGUACUGAUAUAAAUGCGAAAGAUAAAGAUUCGAACACGUUACUGCACGCCUCCGUGAUCAGAAAUAAUUAUAUCGUGGUAAAGCUACUCCUCUCAAAAAAGGCGGACUUGAACAUUCCAAACAACGAAGGACUUCUUCCAAUUCAUAGCGCGACCUUCGACAACAACGAGGAAAUGUUACAGUUGCUUUUAGACAAUGGUGCUAACGUAAAUAGUGAAAGCACCCGUUACGAAACCCCCAUUUUUACGGCCAUACGAAAGAGAAACUGGAAAAUAGUUAACUUUUUAAUAUCCAAAAAAGCGGAUCUUCUAGUGAAAGGUGCAGAUGGAAACGCACCCAUUCACAUUUCAGUUUUGAACGAAGAGUUAAGUAUAACCCAGCUUCUGAUAACGGAAGGAGCCGAUAUAAAUGUUAGCAAUCUCAAAAAUGAAACACCUCUUCAUGUAGCCAUACGUAGAAACAAUGCGGCCAUUGUGAAACUUCUAUUGGAUAGCAAUGCCAAUUUGAUGAUGGAAAACAGUCAAGGUGAGACUCCCUUAUUGCUUGCCCUAAGAACUAAUUGUAUAGAAAUUGCGCGGCUGAUCAUGGAUUCUGCAAAGGGCAUAAAUGGAACAGAUUCAGAUGGCAAUAACAUACUGCACCUUGCAGUAGCCAAAAAUUACAUCGAAGCAGUGAAAAUGCUACUUGAUGAAAAAGUAGACUUGGAAGCGAAAAACCACGACGAAGAUGUGCCCCUACUGAUUGCAGUUGCAAAGGGAUAUCAAGUAAUCGCCCAAUUGCUCAUCGGGGCCGGUGCCAACAAAAGUGUAACUAAGCAAAAUGGCGACAGCCUGCUUCAUCUGGUGGUACACAACGGUGACACAAAAAUGAUAAAAAUGCUAAUCGAAAAUGGCGCUGAUUUGGAAACUAAAAACGGAAUUGGAGACUCUGCCCUUAUCCUAGCGGUGUGGCUUGGCCAUAUAGAAGUGACCACACAGUUGAUAGUCAGCGGGGCCAACGUUAAUGUGAAAAAUCGCGAUGGUAAUACCCCACUUCUUCUAGCGGUAAUUAAAAAUGAUGCCAAACUCGUCAAGUUACUUCUCGAAAAAAAGGCUGAUUGUACCAUUUCAAAUAAAGAUAAAGAAGUCCCACUUAUUAAAGCGUCGUCUAAUGGAUUGUUAGAAGUGGUUUCUCUUCUGAUAGAAGGCGGUGCUGAUAAAAACGUACAGGACCGCAAUGGAAAUACUCCGCUUCAUUUGGCGGUUCAAAGGAAUGACACGGAAAUGGUCGAACUCCUGAUUGCCAAUAAAGUCGACAUGGAAAUAAAGAACGGCAUUCAAGAUACUCCGCUCAUUUCGGCCGUUUGGUUGGGUUUCAAGGAGGUGACGCGAUUGCUGAUUGAAGGCGGAGCAAAUAAAAGCGCCGGGAACAGAGACAACAAUACUCCUCUUAAUCUGGCCGUUAGUAAAAAUGACAUCAAAAUGGUUAAGCUCCUCCUCGAGCAAAAAGUAGACACUGAGAUUGCAAACAAAAACCAGGAUGUUCCUCUCAUUGUGGCCACGUGGAAUGAGUACAUCGAGAUAGUGUCUCUUUUGAUUGAUGGCGGCGCUAAUAAGAACGUGAAAAACCGAAACGCCGAUACUCCGCUGCAUUUGGCCGUUUCCAAAAACAACAUUGCAUUGUCAGCGCUUCUGAUUGGUAAAAAGGUUGACAUGGAUGUUAGGAAUGGCAUUCAGGAUACUCCACUCAUUGCGGCUGUUUGGUUGGGUUUCAAGGAGAUGGCGCGUUUGCUGAUCGAAGGCGGGGCAAAUAAAAACGUAGGGAACAGAGACAGCAACACUCCUCUUAAUCUGGCCGUUAGUAAAAAUGACAUCGAAAUGGUUAAGCUCCUCCUCGAGAAAAAGGUAGACACCGAGAUUGCAAACACCAACAGGGACGUACCUCUUAUUGUGGCCACGUGGAAUGAGUACAUCGAGAUAGUGUCUCUUUUGAUUGAUGGCGGCGCUAACAAGAAUGUGAAAAACAAGGACGGAAACACACCACUCAGUUUGGCUGUCCAUAAAAACAACACCGCCUUGGUCAAACUGCUGAUAUCGAAACAAGUCGACAUGGAUGUUAGGAAUGGAAUUCAGGAUACUCCACUCAUUUCGGCUGUUUGGUUGGGUUUCAAGGAGAUGGCGCGUUUGCUGAUUGAAGGCGGAGCAAAUAAAAACGUCGGGAACAGAGACAACAACACCCCUCUUAAUCUGGCCGUUAGUAAAAAUGACAUCGAAAUGGGUAAGCUCCUCCUCGAGAAAAAGGUGGACACCGAGAUUGCAAGCACCAACAGGGACGUUCCUCUUAUUGUAGCCACGUGGAAUGAGUACAUCGAGAUAGUGUCUCUUUUGAUUGAUGCUGGUGCUAACAAGAAUGUGAAAAACAAGGACGGAAACACACCACUCAGUUUGGCUGUCCAUAAAAACAACACCGCCUUGGUCAAACUGCUGAUAUCGAAACAAGUCGACAUGGAUGUUAGGAAUGGCAUUCAGGAUACUCCACUCAUUGCGGCUGUUUGGUUGGGUUUCCAAGAGAUGGCGCGUUUGCUGAUUGAAGGCGGGGCAAAUAAAAACAUCGGGAACAGGGACAACAACACCCCUCUUAAUCUGGCAGUUAGUAAAAAUGACAUCGAAAUGGUUAAGCUCCUCCUCGAGAAAAAGGUAGACACUGAGAUUGCAAACAAAAUCCAGGAUGUACCUCUUAUUGUGGCCACAUGGAAUGAGUACAUCGAGAUAGUGUCUCUUUUGAUUGAUGGUGGCGCUAACAAGAAUGUGAAAAACAAGGACGGAAACACACCACUUAGUUUGGCUGUCCAUAAAAACAACGCCGCAUUGGUGAAGCUGCUGAUAUCGAAAAAAGUCGACAUGGAUGUUAGGAAUGGAAUUCAGGAUACUCCACUCAUUGCGGCUGUUUGGUUGGGUUUCCAAGAGAUGGCGCGUUUGCUGAUUGAAGGCGGUGCAAAUAAAAACGUGGGAAACAGAGACAACAACACUCCUCUUAAUCUGGCCGUUAGUAAAAAUGACAUCGAAAUCGUUAAGCUCCUCCUCGAGAAAAAGGUGGACACCGAGAUUGCAAACACCAACAGGGACGUUCCUCUUAUUGUGGCCACGUGGAAUGAGUACAUCGAGAUAGUGUCUCUUUUGAUUGAUGACGGCGCUAACAAGAAUGUGAAAAACAAGGACGGAAACACACCACUCAGUUUGGCUGUCCAUAAAAACAAUGCCGCAUUGGUGAAGCUGCUGAUAUCGAAAAAAGUCGACAUGGAUGUUAGGAAUGGAAUUCAGGAUACUCCACUCAUUGCGGCUGUUUGGUUGGGUUUCCAAGAGAUGGCGCGUUUGCUGAUUGAAGGCGGUGCAAAUAAAAACCUGGGAAACAGAGACAACAACACUCCUCUUAAUCUGGCCGUUAGUAAAAAUGACAUCGAAAUCGUUAAGCUCCUCCUCGAGAAAAAGGUGGACACCGAGAUUGCAAACACCAACAGGGACGUUCCUCUUAUUGUGGCCACGUGGAAUGAGUACAUCGAGAUAGUGUCUCUCUUGAUUGAUGGCGGCGCUAACAAGAAUGUGAAAAACAAGGACGGAAACACACCACUCAGUUUGGCUGUCCAUAAAAACAACGCCGCAUUGGUGAAGCUGCUGAUAUCGAAAAAAGUCGACAUGGAUGUUAGGAAUGGAAUUCAGGAUACUCCACUCAUUGCGGCUGUUUGGUUGGGUUUCAAGGAGAUGGCGCGUUUGCUGAUUGAAGGCGGUGCAAAUAAAAACGUGGGAAACAGAGACAACAACACUCCUCUUAAUCUGGCCGUUAGCAAAAAUGACAUCGAAAUGGUUAAGCUCCUCCUCGAGAAAAAGGUAGACACCGAGAUUGCAAACACCAACAGGGACGUUCCUCUUAUUGUGGCCACUUGGAAUGAGUACAUUGAGAUAGUGUCUCUUUUGAUUGAUGGCGGCGCUAAUAAGAACGUGAAAAACCGGAACGGCGAUACUCCGCUGCAUUUAGCCGUUUCCAAAAACAACAUAGCAUUGUCAAGGCUUCUGAUUAGUAAAAAGGUUGACAUGAACCUUAAGAACGAUAAACAAGAUACUCCCCUCACUGUAGCCUCUUGGAAAGGUUAUCUACCAAUAGUUUCCCUUUUAAUUGAAAGGGGGGCCGAUAAAGAUAUCGCCAAUAGUGAUGGAAAUACAGCACUCCACUUGGCCGUUUUUCAUUGUAGCGCUGAUUUGGUGAAGUAUUUAAUUACCAUGGGAUGCUCUUUGAACUUCAGAAACAAUGCCGGAUACUUGCCCUCCGAUGUGGCUGUUGGUAACUGUCCCGCUGUUUUGCCGUUAUUUGCACAUGGUGUUGCAAAUGAGCCACUUCCACUUGUAAUUUAUUAGUUUAUCGCCUUGUUUAUUGUCCUUAAUAAAGUAAU